Molecule: messenger RNA, 525 nt
Organism: Lasiodiplodia theobromae
Lineage: Eukaryota; Fungi; Ascomycota; Dothideomycetes; Botryosphaeriales; Botryosphaeriaceae
Product: Methylmalonyl-epimerase
Exons: 1
Coding region: 1-525 (174 amino acids)
Source: RefSeq, a predicted model, not a curated record
AUGGCAACGACCGCCACCACCACUCCUUCCUUCCUCGGCAAUCCGAUGGAAAUCUGCCUCGUCACGCGCGACUACAAACGAACCAUCAGCGGCCUGCACGCGCUGGGCAUUGGCCCCUGGCGCUGCUACUCUUUUACUCCAUCCAACACAACCAACCAGACGUACCGUGGGCAAGCUUCAGACUUCACGCUGCGGGUCUGCUUCGCUGAGCUGUCACCAACGAUGGUGUACGAGGUCAUCCAGCCGGUCAGCGGCCCCAACAUCUUCCAAGAGUUCCUCGACCAGCAUGGCGAGGGCGUUCAUCAUAUCGCGUAUGAUAUGAAUGGGAUCCCGUUCGAGGAGAGAGUCAAGGAGUUUGAGAAGAGGGGAUUUGUCAUGUCACAGGGAGGCAGCUGGAUGGGGAGGAACCAUUUCGCAUUCUUUGAGACGGAGGAGAAGACUGGGACGUGUUUCGAGACGUAUGAGUUUCCUGCGGACUGGGACUAUCCGGAGCCGGAAUCGUGGUUUCCGCACCCGCCACAGUAA